AUGGGCAAGGCUUUUCAGCGAAUUCGUGCCUCCGCAGUUGGAGACCUCCACCAAGGAGACCGAAUUUCCCAAUGGGUGCGCAAAAAUGGCGGGGAGUUCCUAAACAAAGUGACCGACAGAGUCACGCACCUUAUUGCCUCAGAAAAAGCAUACAAGGAGAACGUGGAACAGGUGCAAGUUGCAAGGGCACUCGGUACUGUCAAAAUUGUCUCUCGAGACUGGCUCAUAGCUUCGCUGUAUGCCAACCCCAUUCGUCCGGUGCCAGAGGCGCCCUUUCUACUCGAGAACCUGGUGAAACCUUCAAGGAAGGCCGCCAACGAAGAUCCCUUUGCCCGGAAUAGGAUACCCACGGGUUCAAAGAGUACUAAGGCAAUUGCUCCACCGAAGAAACAAAUCUAUCGACAGCCUCAGACACGAGAGGCUUGGGACGCUGUCCUCACAAGGGCGACUAAAGCGUCAGGCCGUCGCGAGAAAUAUCGUCUUGCUAUAUUCGAGACAACUUCUCAACCACACACAUACUCCACAUGGUCCAAGUAUAGCCGCGUCGGGACUUCCCGAAUUGAGGAGCUAACUCCGCCGAAGAGUGACGUGGUUCUUGCUACCAACAUCUUCAAAAAAUUCUUCAAAGUCGAGACAGGAAAAGAAUGGGAUGACAAGAACGAUGACAAGCUUCCCAUGCCGAAAACAGACGCACAGGGGAACCCACUCCCCGUUCACGAAGGCUGGUAUUCGUACGAAUCCAAAACUAGCAUGCUCACCAGCUUCAUCAUGCAAGUUGGACAGCCUGUUGGCAGCAAUUCGGCACCUGUUGAAUCUGAAAAUACAUCCAGUGAGCUAUACGAUCAGGCUAUUCCCCCAAAGCCUUGCGCACAACCGCGAGAGGAUAGCACCGAUAAUGGCGAUGUGGAUUCCAACGGCUGCAACGACAUUGACUUCAGAUGA
This is a messenger RNA of Penicillium canariense, 942 nucleotides long. Its product is annotated as BRCT domain protein. Bases 1 to 942 code for a protein of 313 amino acids. The record is from RefSeq and is a predicted model, not a curated record. NCBI's taxonomy places the organism in Eukaryota, Fungi, Ascomycota, Eurotiomycetes, Eurotiales, Aspergillaceae. The transcript is spliced from 5 exons.